Molecule: messenger RNA, 378 nt
Organism: Staurois parvus
Lineage: Eukaryota; Metazoa; Chordata; Amphibia; Anura; Ranidae
Source: the annotation of a GenBank genome assembly
CGCUGCACUUUGUGAAUGGCUCUGUUGUCUUCUGGGACCUGUCAAGUGUCCCAGAAGACUACAGGGAGGGAGGGGGGAGGACAAGCGGGUACCUAUCAAAUUCGGCAGUCUCUGGUCAUCUCCUGUACUGUGUCCGCAGUCUCUGGUCAUCUCCUGUACUGUGUCCACAGUCUCUGGUCAUCUCCUGUACUGGUCCGCAGUCUCUGGUCAUCUCUGUACUGUGUCCGCAGUCUCUGGUCAUCUCCUGUACUAUGUCUGCAGUGUCUGGUCAUCUCCUGUACUGUGUCCGCAGUCUCUGGUCAUCUCCUGUACUAUGUCUGCAGUCUCUGGUCAUCUCCUGUGCUAUGUCUGCAGUCCCUGGUCAUCUCCUGUAACAUG